Pestalotiopsis fici W106-1 is the source of this 2070-nucleotide messenger RNA. Its product is annotated as Translation factor guf1. Gene Ontology annotation, biological process: positive regulation of translation. Bases 1 to 2070 code for a protein of 689 amino acids. The record is from RefSeq and is a predicted model, not a curated record. The transcript has a single exon. Gene Ontology annotation, cellular component: mitochondrion. Gene Ontology annotation, molecular function: mitochondrial ribosome binding; GTPase activity; GTP binding. Lineage: Eukaryota; Fungi; Ascomycota; Sordariomycetes; Amphisphaeriales; Sporocadaceae.
AUGGGUGGCGGUCGGCAUUUGACAUCUCUCCGCAUGCGAUCAUGUCUGUACACAUUGCGCCAGCACCGGCCUUAUAGCAAUGGCUUCAGGUCAGGUCGGCGCAUCCUCAGCUGUCACCAUGACCUGAGCAACCCGACGGCACUCUUGCACCAAACACCCAAGCCGAUUGCACAAAACUUCCUACUUUUCAAUGUUUCCAGACGAUAUGCGAGCUCCACGAAAGCAGCCGUGAGCGAUCUCGAGCGCCGAAUAGCCGACAUACCCAUCUCUCGCUUUCGGAAUUUUUGCAUCGUCGCACACAUUGACCAUGGCAAAUCCACCCUCAGUGAUCGGCUCCUCGAGAUCACAGGCACCAUUUCGUCUUCCUCGUCAAAUAAGCAGAUCCUCGAUACCCUCGAGGUCGAGCGCGAGCGCGGCAUCACCGUCAAGGCGCAGACAUGUACCAUGAUAUACAACUACAAAGGCGAAGAUUACCUCCUGCAUUUGGUGGAUACCCCUGGGCACGUCGACUUUCGCGCCGAGGUGACCAGAUCGUAUGCAAGCUGCGGCGGCGCACUCCUGCUCGUCGAUGCCAGCCAAGGUGUACAAGCUCAAACGGUUGCCAACUUUUAUCUCGCAUUCGCCGAGGGGCUAAAGAUCGUUCCCGUCGUCAACAAGAUCGACAUGAAUGCAGCCGAUGUGCCGCGAGUGCUGGAGCAGCUUCAGACCACGUUUGAGUUGGACUCGUCUAAGGCCAUUGGGGUCAGCGCCAAGACUGGCCUCAAUGUGAAGCAGCUUUUGCCAGCGAUUGUUGAAAACGUGCCGGCGCCCGAGGGAGACGAGAAGAAACCCCUGAGAAUGUUGCUGGUUGAUUCAUGGUACGACAGCUUUCGUGGCGUCAUCUGCCUUGUCCGCAUUUUCGACGGAACCGUCAGACCGGGAGACAAUCUAGUCAGCUUUGCGACCGGGGGCAAGUAUACUGUUGGAGAGGUUGGCAUUAGAUACCCAACUCAGACGCCACAGACGGUGCUGAGAGCAGGCCAGGUUGGAUACAUAUUCUUCAAUCCUGGUAUGAAGAGGAUUCAAGAUGCAAAGAUUGGAGACACGUUCACCACUGCUGGUUCGGAAGACGUUGUUGAGCCGUAUCCUGGAUUCGAGGAGCCCAAACCAAUGGUUUUUGUUGCAGCCUUCCCGACUGAUCCAACCGACUACCAGCGUCUAGCCGACGACAUUGGACAGUUGGUUCUCAACGACCGUAGCGUCACUCUCAUGAAAGACCAUUCGGAAGCUCUAGGAGCCGGCUGGCGGCUGGGCUUCCUGGGCAGCUUGCACUGUUCUGUGUUCCAAGACCGCCUUCGCCAGGAACACGGGCAGAACAUCAUCAUCACUGAACCUGCCGUUCAGUCCAAGGUUGUCUGGCCUGAUGGAACUGAGAGCAUCAUUCAGAAUCCCAGUGAUUUUCCGGAGCCAGAGAACAGCAAAUUACGAGGAGCAAGAUAUUACGAACCCUACGUCCUUGCGACCAUGACUUUACCCGAGGAGUAUCUUGGCCGCGCUAUCGAACUUUGCGAGGCCAACCGGGGAGAGCAGGAGAGUAUCGAAUUCUUCCAUGGAUCACAGGUCAUCUUGAAGUAUCGGAUACCGACAGCGCAACUGGUAGAUGAUCUGUUUGGCAAGCUCAAGGGUGCAACCAAAGGUUAUGCGACAUUGGACUAUGAAGAUGCAGGAUGGAAGCAAUCCCACCUUGUGAAGCUACAACUGCUCGUCAAUAAGGAACCCGUCGACGUUCUAAGCCGUGUGGUGCACUCCUCUCAGGUUGACCGACUGGGAAGGCACUGGGUCACCAAAUUCAAGGAGCACGUACAACGGCAAAUGUUCGAGGUUGUCAUCCAAGCUGCCGUGGGAAAGAAGAUCAUUGCCCGAGAGACUUUGAAACCAUUUAGAAAAGAUGUACUGGCAAAGCUUCACGCCAGUGACAUCACAAGAAGGAAGAAACUCUUGGAAAAGCAGAAAGCUGGUCGUAAGCGUUUGCGAGCAGUAGGAAAUGUUGUCAUUGAACAGGAGGCUUUCCAACGAUUCCUCACCAAAUAG